AUGGCGAACCGGUGGUGGGCCGGGUCUGUGGGUCUAGAGAACUCUGGUGACUCCAUGAGAAAACCGGAUCUGGGGUUUUCUAUGAACGAGAGUGCGGUCACUGGGAACCAAGCGGGGGAAGAAGAAGAGGAGAAAGAAAACAGCGACGAGCCCAGAGAGGGAGCUAUUGACGUCACCAACACGCGCCGCCCGAGGGGUCGUCCACCGGGGUCCAAGAACAAGCCCAAACCGCCGAUAUUCGUCACCCGAGACAGCCCUAACGCGCUGCGGAGCCACGUCAUGGAGAUAGCCAGCGGCGCCGACAUCGCCGACUGUGUGGUCCAGUUCGCACGGAGGCGCCAGCGCGGCGUGUCCGUUCUCAGCGGGAGCGGCGCCGUCGUCAACGUCACUCUCCGCCAGCCCACCGCGCCCGGCGCCGUCAUGGCGCUCCACGGGCGCUUCGACAUCCUCUCCCUCACCGGCUCGUUUCUUCCCGGGCCGUCCCCGCCCGGGGCCACCUGUCUCACCAUCUACCUGUCCGGCGGCCAGGGACAGAUCAUCGGCGGCGGCGUGGUGGGCCCGCUGGUGGCGGCUGGUCCCGUUUUGAUAAUGGCGGCUACGUUUUCCAAUGCAACGUACGAGAGAUUGCCCUUGGAGGAGGAUGAUCAGGAGCAGGGCGGUGGCGGCGGGUCUCCGCCGGGGAUGGGAGGCGGUCCCGGCGAAGCGACGUCGUCUAUUUCAGUGUAUAACAAUAAUGUUGGUCCGAGUUUGGGUCUUCCGAAUGGUCAACAGGUGAACCAUGAAGCUUAUUCUUCUCCUUGGGGCCAUGCUCCUCAUGCCAGACCUCCUUACUAG
This is a messenger RNA of Sphenostylis stenocarpa, 834 nucleotides long. The record is from the annotation of a GenBank genome assembly. NCBI's taxonomy places the organism in Eukaryota, Viridiplantae, Streptophyta, Magnoliopsida, Fabales, Fabaceae.